AUGUACCAUGAUGCACCGCUGCUGUCAGUCAGCCGAGCACUGUACUGCUGUACAGGCGAAGAGCUCACUGACAGACGGGCUGGCUUGCUCACUUUCAGUGCUUCAAACAUGGACCAAGACAACAAUUCAGAGGAUGAGUCAGUCGGCCCAUCAGAAGAAGAACUGCCAUGUCUACCUCCAGGGCUCUCUGAUGGUGAAGCAGUGGAGCUGCUUUGGCAGUUCCGAGCCCAGCGCCGCCAGUCGUCCCCCGACCUCCCGGAGACAGUGACCCGUCUUACUGCACCCGACGGCAGCCUCCUAUACCUGGUGGGCACUGCGCACUUCAGUGACAGCAGCAAAAAGGACGUGGCCACGACGAUUCGCGCUGUGCAGCCAGACGUAGUGGUGGUGGAGCUGUGCCAGUACAGGGUGUCAAUGCUGAAGAUGGACGAGAACACACUACUGAAGGAAGCCAAAGACAUCAACCUGGAUAAGGUUCAGCAGGCCAUCAAACAGAAUGGGCUGAUGUCUGGACUGAUGCAGAUUCUCCUGCUCAAAGUUUCAGCUCACAUCACGGAGCAGCUGGGCAUGGCUCCUGGAGGAGAGUUUAGGGAGGCCUUCAAGGAGGCUGGACGGGUGCCGUUCUGUAAAUUUCACCUUGGGGACAGGCCAAUCCCUGUGACGUUCAAGAGGGCUAUUGCUGCUCUCAGUCUGUGGCAGAAGGCCCGUCUGGCCUGGGGUCUUUGUUUUCUGUCAGAUCCAAUCAGUAAAGAGGACGUAGAGAAGUGCAAACAGAAGGACCUGCUGGAGCAGACCAUGUCGGAGAUGAUCGGCGAGUUUCCUGCUCUCCACCAGACCAUCGUGGCUGAAAGAGACAUCUACCUCACUCACACGCUUCGCCAGGCUACACGCUGUGUGGAGGCUCCCCCUAAUGCCCAGAAAGUGCCUGCUGUGGUGGUGGGAGUCGUAGGGAUGGGUCAUGUUCCUGGCAUAGAAAGAAACUGGGAGAAGCAGCUUAACAUUAAUGAAAUCAUGAGUGUCGCGCCUCCCUCACGUUUUGGCUGGGUGUUGCGCACAGUCAUAAAGGGCGUCAUGAUGGGAAUGCUGGGAUAUGCCUGCUACCGUGCUGGAGGGAGUAUGGGUAGAGCCCUACUGUCUUUACCUGCUGUCCAAUCAGUACUGGAGACUCUGCGACCACCCCCUGCUUGACCCCACUGGUCCUCUCUAAGCCAUCAGUGACACGACUUUUGAUUUAUGAAAACAAUGCAUCCAUCACCAGUGGCCUUAAAAACAGGAGGUGAGGCUGGAGGAAAAGGGUUCACCAGCUCACAUGAUGAACUAGCAAGGACCUCAGGGGGAGUUUAGAGUCUCCCACCUCGUAUUGAUGUCCCUGUAGACACAGCAGGGCCGUACUGCCAAAGAAACCAUGACAGUACUCUUCGUUUUCUUUCAUAUUUUGUGCAAAUCCUGCAUUUUGUAAGGUUUACAAAUGCCAACAAUUCCUUUUGAAUCGAUAUAUAUUGUAUAUUUUCCCCACCAUUCCUUUUAAUGACUUACACACAGAGAUUUUAUUUGACAGAUACCAUCAGAAACAUGAUAUGACUGAGCCACUUUCUGAGAGGCACACUUUUCUAUCGCUGUCUCCUUAUUCCUUCCUCAUUGUAUUUGUGCCGGCCAGCAUUUUUUGGGUAAUUGGCACAUUUCAAGUCCAGCACUUUAGAAGAGACUGGUGUAGUCUUGUACUGUACGUGCAGUCUAUGGAAGGGAAAAGAAAGUAAAAUAGCAAGCCAGUUAGAACUAUAGUAAAGAAAUGGAAGAAGUAUAACCUUGAGAGUCUGUUAAAACCAUCCAUUUUAAUAGCUGAUGCAUAGAGUGACUGGGUAAAAGUUAAGAUUUCUGAAUUGGAAGGUUGACCAUCAUUUUCUUAAUUGUAUAAACUGCAUAUUCUUCAAAACUCACAUACAGGAUUAGCAUAAGACAAAAUUUGACUUAUUCCUUAUGUGCACGGUCCUGCCUACAUCAACAGACAAGUGCCUCAUAUUGCAGCUGUAAGGGCUACUGAUCAACUAAAUGGAAUGGCAAAAAUGUGUGUUAUAUGCAUCUUACAGAUACCACAACCAAAUGGUCAAUGCAGAUUUGUAAGAAUUUGCCCUUUUAUUAAUCUGAGAUAUGGUAGACAAACUUUUUAAAUACUGUUACCCCAAAUAUAGACAACGUGUCAACAUUUGUGUUAUCUUGGUUUCAGUUGAAAUGUUACAACAGCCCCUGCAUUUUAUAUUUAUAUUCACUUGUAUAUUCAACAGAGACCCAACACAGGACAAGCUGAAAUGUGCCUCAGGAUGAGAAACGUGUGAAUUAUGCGAUUUGUAUAUUUGAUUGUACCUCCAAUAUGAGGCACCUUCAUCUUUAGGCUUUAACUGGCUCCAUCUCUGAGAAAAAGGUUUCAUACUUGACACAGAAAUAUGCAUCAUCUACAGAAAGCCAUCUCUAAGAACCUCCACAUGAGAACAUCUGGCAUUCAGCGCACCAGCUGUUUGUACUUUUAUGAUAUAUGCAUUAUCACUUCCCAGUCUGAUUGUAAAAUGGGAACAGGGAAUGAUUGAACAGAUAAAAAGAUUAAAAAAAAAAAAAAAGAAAUUGAUUCU
Messenger RNA from Toxotes jaculatrix (banded archerfish), 2624 nucleotides. RefSeq names its product TraB domain containing (gene trabd). The record is from RefSeq and is a predicted model, not a curated record. Lineage: Eukaryota; Metazoa; Chordata; Actinopteri; Toxotidae.